UAUUUGUCCUCAGUUUCAGAUCUGUAGGGAGUGCACUCCCAUUCUGGGGUAUUUAAGAGGCUUCAUUCUGGGUACGUCUGCACUGGAGACCAAAUAACUACCAACGAUCUACCUGUGAACCUGCUGCCUUACUGACAGGAUGAAGGUGAUAAUCUUACUUGUUCAGAUCGUGGCACUUUCAGCCGUCAAGUCAAGCUCAGUUCCUCCAGGAUUUACAGAAGAGAACGUGGCUUUACGCGGCAAGGCCACUCAAUCAAGGCUUCCAUCAGGCCCUGGGGCAGUGUUAAGCCUGGCAGCCUAUGCCAUUGAUGGAAACCGAGAUUCUGAUGCCAGCCAUGGAUCCUGUGCCCACACCACAAUCGGCCCCGACGCCUGGUGGAGGGUGGACCUGCUGAAGUCCUACUUAAUCACCUCCGUCACCAUCACCACCCGAGGAGACUGCUGUGCAGAAAGGAUCGGUGGAGCUCAGAUCCUCAUCGGCGACUCCCUGGAGAACCACGGCAUCAAUAAUGCACGGUGCAGCGAGAUUGAAACUAUGACAGCAGGAGAGACUAAAACCUUUCCCUGUCCCGGGCUAAUGCUGGGACGCUACGUGACGGUGCACCUUCCAAGAGAGAACGUCCUUCAGCUCUGUGAAGUGGAAGUGAAUGCUUUGCUUCCUCCCACUAACUUUUGUGGCUGAUACCACAUUUAAAGCUGGUCACUUUAGCCCGGUGUAGUAUGUAAGAAAUCGGGUAAAGAAAUCAAUCUUGGGAUCAAGUUUUAUUUCCUGCUUUUCAUGUACGCAACACCUGCUGAAGUUCUACUCCUGUUCUUUCUCUAAGUCGAUUUACUGAUUGAUUUUCUGUG
Conger conger (European conger) is the source of this 849-nucleotide messenger RNA. Its product is annotated as fucolectin-1-like. The transcript has 4 exons. Lineage: Eukaryota; Metazoa; Chordata; Actinopteri; Anguilliformes; Congridae. Bases 140 to 682 code for a protein of 180 amino acids. The record is from RefSeq and is a predicted model, not a curated record.